GGAUAAAGCUACUUGUACCCCAACUUUUUGUACGCCAAUUUGUACCCUGCAGUUUCACACCAACAUUUUGUGUUGGUGUAAAAUUAAUUUUUGUUAACGCACCAACACUUUGUGUCCAUGUAAAUUUUUGUUAACGCACCAACAUUUGUGUCGGUGUAAACCAUCCAAAUGUUUGUAUAUAACUGCGGUGUACAAAUGAGAACCAAACACGGCGUAACAUACAACAGAUUCUGGGCUGUAAGAGAUUUUGCUGAAAAUGAGUGUUUCUCUAUCAGUGAUGACAUUUAAUCUUCUUGAAGAUCAGGGAUUAGAGAGCCCUAAUGCGUGGGAUAAGAGGAAAGAUUUGUGUAUCAGUGUCAUCACCAGUUACUCUCCCAUGAUUCUUUGUACUCAACAAGGUGUGAAGUCACAGCUGGACUAUCUCCAACAAUGUUUGCCAGGUUAUAAUCAAUUUGGAAUUUCAAGAAAAGGUGCUGAGGACACUUCAGAUCAGUAUUGCACCAUUUUUUAUGACAAAGAAAAGGUGGAGCUUUUGGAAGGUGGAACAUUUUGGAUGUCAGAGUCACCUUCAGUGCCGGGAAGCAUGUCUUGGGGCUCCAUAGUACCGUGCAUUGCGACUUGGGCAAUAUCCUUUUUUGUUGUUUCUUUAACCUUUUUCUGUACUAUUUCUAAACCUACAAUUGCAUUUUCUGCUUGGAAAUGCUAUGCGAGUUUUUUUUCCCUUGACAAGAUUGUGCACACAUUUCAACUAAAAAGGGUCGAGGCGCCCGGUUUUACAUUUCAGAUAGUAAAUACAAACAUGGAUGAGUUCUCUCCGCGCGCUAGAAGGCGGGGCGCUUUGCUGACGUGGCAACACAUUGCAUCCUUACCUCCUACCUUGUCUGUCGUGUAUUGUGGAGGUUUCAACACACAGAAAGAGUCAACUACAGGACGUUUUCUUCUUGGGAGAUCCAGAGAACACGGAGUUCUUGGCGAUAUGAGGGAUGCUUGGCCCAAUGCUCGUACAAGGAAAAACACGUCCCUUAUACGCACUUAUCAUGGAUUCAAAGGUGACAAACAGGGGCCUGUGGAGCAUAUGAAACUGAUUCUAAGAGCUCUUUGCCUUUGCUGGGACCGGCAAACGCAAGAUCUUCAUGUGGACUGGGUACUGUUCAGAGGCAGAUCUCUUAUGCCCGCCUCGUGCCAAGUCGUGAACGACAACAUUGAUGGGUUUUACCCCUCUUCUCACUACCCAAUAUUUGCCGAGUUCAUGCUUCCCCGUUCUGUGAGAUUGGUCGAAACGCCUGCUCAUGAUGCUGGGAACUGAGGGGGAUGGAGUGAACUUUUUUUAUUUAUAUUAGUUUUUGUCAAUAUUUGUAAAAAAAAUGAGGGGGGGGGG
Messenger RNA from Cuscuta campestris, 1378 nucleotides. Lineage: Eukaryota; Viridiplantae; Streptophyta; Magnoliopsida; Solanales; Convolvulaceae. The record is from the annotation of a GenBank genome assembly.